Daucus carota subsp. sativus is the source of this 2618-nucleotide messenger RNA. Its product is annotated as probable beta-D-xylosidase 5. The record is from RefSeq and is a predicted model, not a curated record. Gene Ontology annotation, cellular component: plant-type cell wall. Gene Ontology annotation, biological process: arabinan catabolic process; xylan catabolic process. Lineage: Eukaryota; Viridiplantae; Streptophyta; Magnoliopsida; Apiales; Apiaceae. Gene Ontology annotation, molecular function: alpha-L-arabinofuranosidase activity; xylan 1,4-beta-xylosidase activity. The transcript is spliced from 7 exons. Bases 97 to 2469 code for a protein of 790 amino acids.
UUUAUCUGAAAUCUUCAUAGCUUCAUCAUGCGUGCAUAGUUUCAUACUCUGGAACAAAAUUGGAAUUUGGAGAGUCCUUGUAUUAGUAAACCAACCAUGGCCACUUUACCUUUCUUCAUAUUUUCUGUCACACUAGCUUAUUUCAUAAACCUUAUUAGUGCUCAGUCCCAUGCAAACUUCAGCAUUCCCAUUUGUGAUCCAUCAAGACUCUCAAGUCUUGGGAUGGAUGUCAAAGCCUUGACAUUUUGUGAUCAAUCUCUUUCGUAUCAUGUCCGAGCCAAGGACUUGGUUGAUCAAAUGACACUACUGGAGAAGGUGCACCAGAUUGGUGAUAAGGCCACUGGUGUGCCAAGGUUAGGCUUGCCCGCGUAUAACUGGUGGUCCGAGGCUCUGCAUGGUGUCUCGGAUUUUGGGGAUGGAGCUACACAUUUUGGAGAUAUUGUCCCUGGUGCAACAAGCUUUCCACCACCCAUACUUACUGUUGCUUCUUUUAAUGAGUCCCUUUGGAAAGCCAUUGGGCAGGCUGUUUCGACAGAAGCAAGAGCAAUGUACAAUCUAGGCCAUGCAGGGCUUACAUAUUGGAGUCCAAAUAUUAAUGUGGUGAGGGAUCCUAGAUGGGGAAGGGCCCUUGAAAUGCCAGGGGAAGAUCCUUUUGUUGCAGGAACUUAUGCAUCGAAUUAUGUUAGAGGCUUGCAGGACAUUGAAGGAACGGAAAAUUUUACUGAUUUAAAUUCUAGGCCUCUCAAAGUUGGUGCAUGUUGCAAGCAUUUGGCAGCUUAUGAUGUUGAUAAUUGGCUUGGAGUCGACAGACUACAUUUUGAUGCCAGGGUGCAUGAACAAGAUAUGGUGGAAACUUUUCUUCCGCCUUUUGAAAUGUGUGUGCGAGAUGGUGAUGUGGUGAGUGUUAUGUGCUCGUACAACAAGAUAAAUGGAAUUCCUGCUUGUGCUGAUACAAAACUCUUGAAAGAUACUGUAAGAGGGGAAUGGGAUCUUCAUGGGUAUAUAGUGUCAGAUUGCGAUUCAAUUGAAGUCAUGAUAGAUAAUCAAAAAUGGCUCAAUGACAAACCUGAAGACACAGUUUCACAAGCACUAAAAGCAGGGUUGGACUUGGAUUGUAUGGGAUCAUACCCCAAGUAUAUGGGCAAUGCUGUAGUGCAAGGGAAGGCUAGGGAAGACUUGAUAGAUAAGGCUCUUAUUAAUCUGUAUGUUGUGCUUAUGAGACUUGGCUUGUUUGAUGGGAAUCCAUCACUUAAAUCGCUUGGCUUGGACAAUGUGUGUCAUAAGGACCACAUUGAAUUGGCAACAGAAGCCGCAAGAGAAGGAAUCGUUCUUUUGAAGAACGAAAAAGAGACUUUGCCUUUGGAUCCUAAGAAAUAUAAUGUUCUUGCACUGGUUGGUCCUCACGCCAAUGCCACAGAGGCUAUGAUCGGAAAUUACAAAGGUAUACCAUGCCAAUAUACCUCUCCUAUUAAUGCAUUCUCUGCAUAUGCCAAAGUAAAGUAUGCAAUGGGUUGUGGAGAUAUUUUAUGCAAGAACGAAAGCUUUAUCAGUGAAGCUUUAGACGCGACUGCUGAAGAAGCGGAUGCUACAAUUAUAUUUGUAGGCCUAGAUCAAACUGUCGAGGCAGAGUACAAGGAUAGAGUCAAUUUAAAUCUUCCUUCUUAUCAACCUCAGCUGAUUCAACAAGUUUCCAAAGUCUCCAAAGGCCCUGUAAUUCUUGUGGUAAUGUCUGCUGGAGGUGUUGAUAUAUCUUUCGCCAAAAAUGAUUCUAAAAUCAAGGCAAUUUUGUGGGCCGGGUAUCCUGGUGAAAGAGGUGGCCAAGCUAUUGCAGAUGUCAUAUUUGGAAAAUACAAUCCAGGAGGAAGGUUGCCUUUAACAUGGUAUGAAGCUAACUAUGUGGACAAGUUGCCAAUGACAUCUAUGCAGCUGAGGCCGAAUGAUAAGUUGGGUCAUCCAGGUCGGACUUAUAAGUUUUUCAAUGGCUCUACAGUUUAUCCAUUCGGAUAUGGUCUCAGUUACACUCGAUUUGAAUACCAUAUUGUGGAUUCAAAAAAAGAUCUUAAGAUCAAAUUAAAUAAGUUCCAGCAUAGUCGCGAGCUGAACUACAAAGACAGCACUUCCAAGCUUGAACGCCACUCUGUAUUGGUUAAUGACUUAAAAUGUGACUAUAAUAUCAAAUUUGAAGUUCGAGUUGAGAACAAGGGAAGUAGAGACGGAGAUGAAGUUGUCAUGGUUUACGCGGUACCUCCUGGAGAUAUUAUUGGAACUCCACUGAAGCAACUGGUUGGAUUCAAAAGAGUUUCUGUUAAGGCUAAGAAAAGUAAAUCAGUCAAAUUUGUUCUGGAUGCUUGUAAAAGCUUGUCCAUUGUUGAUCACAAGGCUUACCAAGUUUUGGCAUCAGGAGAACACAAUAUUAUGAUAGGAGAUAAUGUAUUAUCAUUUCCAAUUCAUGUUAGCUUUGAACAUUAGUAUGCUGGCAGAGUCCAACAUUGCAGGUUUAUCUUUGGUUCAAACUAUUGUUACUUGUUACUACUUGUUAGACUCUUAGGUAGUGGAUUUAGUUUUUCAGGAUUUUUUGAGAUUUUUGAAGUGAAAUUUUAUAUGAUUUGAUGCAGCAA